Messenger RNA from Nematocida homosporus, 1671 nucleotides. Its product is annotated as histone acetyltransferase MYST2. Gene Ontology annotation, molecular function: histone acetyltransferase activity. Bases 1 to 1671 code for a protein of 556 amino acids. Gene Ontology annotation, biological process: regulation of DNA-templated transcription. The transcript has a single exon. NCBI's taxonomy places the organism in Eukaryota, Fungi, Microsporidia. The record is from RefSeq and is a predicted model, not a curated record.
AUGAAAUGUAGUCGAUGUUUGCGGCCGUUUGCGGUAGAAGAUCAUAUCGAAAAGAAAGCUCUUCUUAUCGGUAAAGAUAGUUUAAUGAUUUAUUGUGAUGAUUGUUCUAUUUGUUAUCUUUGUUUUCGUGAUAAAAAAGAGUAUUUAGUUAGAUGUAAGAGAUGUGGGUAUCAUUAUCACCAUCCUAAAUGCACAACUGGAUCAAGACUUAGUACUACUCAGAGUAAUUAUAACCCACCAGUUAAACUUAUCAAUAAUUUAACAAAUAUUAAUCACUUAUCUAAUGGUGUUAUUAGUGAUAGUAAUAUUGAUAGUAGUAGUAAUAUUGAUAGUAACUUAUCUAAUGGUAAUGUUAACAGUAAUAAUGAUAGCUUAUCUAAUGUUGAUAGUAGUAGUAACUUAUCUAAUAAUGAUGAUAAUAGUGAUAGUGAUAGUAGUAGUAGUAGUAGUAGUGAUAACUUAUCUAAUGGUGAUAGUCAAAAUCAAAAUCAAAAUCAAAAUUAUUGUGAUAAAGAUAAGAAAAAUAUGAGUGAUGAUAGUACUGUACUGGGUGGUGAGGAUUGGUGUUGUAAGAAGUGUUUGGGAUUGAGUUGGGAAAUGACUUAUCGUGAUUUAGUAGGUCCUGAAGUACCUGUUCUGGAACGAGUACUUGAGAAUGUGAAUGAAGACUUGGGCUUGAAAGUACGUGAGAUUUGUAAGAGGGUUAAAGGUCCUGGUCGUAGUGAAGGUGGGAUUAAGAAGGUUUAUUUAGAAGAAGUAGAAAUGAAGCCUUUAUUUGCUUCGCCUUAUCCUGAGGAGUAUGUCCGUUAUGGCAAUUUAUAUAUUUGUGGCCAGUGUUUAGAUUGCUUCUCUUCUGAAUAUACUCGGGCUAGACAUAAGUUGAAGUGUUUUAAUGUUUAUCCUCCUGGUCAGUUAUUGUAUUUAGAUACUGAUGGAGUGUGUAUUUUUGAAGUGGAAGGAUCUUUACAGAAGAGUUAUUGCCAGAGUUUAUGUCUGCUGGCUAAGAUGUUUUUGAAUCAUAAGACGUUAUAUUAUGACGUUGAGCCUUUUUUGUUCUAUGUUCAAGGUGAGAUAAAAGGAGAUAAGUUUGAGAUACAAGGAUACUUUUCAAAAGAAAAAGAAUCUGGAUCUAAUAACUUAUCUUGUAUUGUUGUUUUUCCUCCCUAUCGUAAGACAGGUUUGGGAUCUUUUUUGAUUGAUUUCAGUUACUUACUAACUAAACGGCGUGAAAAGCCGCCUUAUAUAGCUGGUCCCGAACAACCUUUAUCAGAAGAAGGAGAAAGAGCUUAUUUAACUUACUGGUGCGAUGUUUUAGUUAGGUAUGUUCUAUCGCAAAAGUAUGCUUUACAAGGCGAGCGGUGUUUACAGCUUAUUUCUAAUGGCACAGGUGUAUCUGUCCGAUCUUUAAAGAAAGCUUAUCAAGAACUCACUAAGAUUUACAAGAAACCGCCUGGUUUUGCUGAUCUCCUAGCCAAUCGCUAUGCUGUGAAACGAACUCGACGUAUUAAUAGGCAGGGCUUGCGUUUAGGAGCAAUCUUAUCUAGUAGUAGUAGUAUUAAGGAUAGUAGUGAUAAGAUAAGUGAUAUUAAUGAUGGAGAUAAGAUAGGUGAUAUUGGUAGUGAUACGCCGGGAGUAUCAGAAGGGGAUAUAUCUGAAGAUAACAAGCAGUAA